Cadophora gregata is the source of this 2728-nucleotide messenger RNA. RefSeq lists its product as uncharacterized. The transcript has 7 exons. The coding region runs from base 1220 to 2425 and encodes 401 amino acids. The record is from RefSeq and is a predicted model, not a curated record. NCBI's taxonomy places the organism in Eukaryota, Fungi, Ascomycota, Leotiomycetes, Helotiales, Ploettnerulaceae.
UGAAUAAAUGAAAGUGGAGGCAGUUCAAGAGCACAGUCUUCCAACACCAACACAUUGCGCUGACAACUGAUUGCCGAAUCAUUCACAACACGUGGCCGAGGCAAAAUCGGCAGCGCCUGCCAAAGCAGAGGGCACCAAGCAAAAUGUAACACAGUAUUGAUCUCGUACUAUCCUGGAAGAGGCGAUGGUGGAACAGUCAAAACGUGAUCGUCUUCUCUGACAGUUGGAUCCAUGAUGAAACUCGCUUGGGCGUAAGACUAGCCGCCAUCCGCCCCUUUUCAUUUAGCGAUCCACAAAAACAGCCCAAGCCGGCUCUCAGGCCUGGACACCGUCUGAAAGUUGGAUCGAACGAGUGUCAAAUCAGCAAGGGAUGAAAAGUUGCCAGUAUGUAAAGAAAGCCUUUGUCUCAAAUGUCUCUUACCAUCAUUAUCGACUGAAUUUACUUGUCGAAUUGCUGUCUUUGUACAAUUACUGUCUUGCUCUGCUUGCUCUGUUGGAGUUUUGACUUCGCGAUGAACUGGAUUAUCCAGUAUGGGCUCAAAGCACAGCAAGGCUUGAAACUCCAAGCCUUUUUCCAUACGGACAAGCCAACUUCCGAGUCCGCCAAUACUUCUUAUCACCGCCGAGAUGCUGGGACGCCCACAAAAAAGAUGACCUUUGGCUGAGAGAAUCACUUGGUUCUCUUGGAAGUCGCUAUUUCUUGCUCCAGUUCCCGCCAGCCAAGUCAUCUCCACGGGGAUUGUCAGUGGGAUGAAACUUGUCAAUCUGCCAUCUGAACUCGCCUCGAGAUAUUUUUGACCUUGGUUUCGUCGUUAUGUACCCAAUAAUAGAUAUUUCUGUUGUUCACUCCCUCAUUUAGCCCAAAAAGCUUCGACACAUGGAGUUCAGCUUGUGGGAGUCGUGUUUCCAGAGGAAUUCGAGCCUAGACUUACCCCAACUUGGCAGAUAUGAAGCAAAAAUAUUGUCUUGUCAAGAACUUGGCAUGAAAUAUCAGCCGAUGUUACAUGAAUGCUUGCACAUCGGUUUCUUUAAAGUACAGACUUGAGCCUCUCAUGAUUUUUUUUCUCCAUACUCUUCGUUCGCUUCGUGGUUGAUCCAUUCGUUUUACCACUAUUUUUGUUCCAUUCACCACCGGCUGGGCCGAUUUUUAUACAUUCCCAUCUUCCACUCAAUACGUUGGAACCAGACUUCUCGACCUUCAUCCUCCCAACCAUCGACCAUGCGUUUCUCCUCUGUUUUCGUUCUGGGUGUCCAGAUCUCAAGCAUUGUUGCGUUACCUGCUCACUCGGUUAGACGAUCCCAAGUCGAUACCAUCUCGUACCCAGUAGUUUCUCGCAACGUGGGGACUUCAAUUGAUGUACCAGUCAAGCGUAACAAGGAGGAGAAGGAGGGUUCUGCUGCUGCUGGAAAAGCUGAGGGAGCCAAAGCUGAGGCAAGCAAGGAACAAGUCGCUGCAGAACCCGCGAAGGUCGAAGCAGGAAAGGCCGAGGGAGCCAAAGGCGAAGCAGGCAAGGAACAAGUUGCCGCAGAGCCCGCAAAGGUCGAGGCGGGCAAGGAGGCCGGAGGCGAGGUAGCAGCCGGCGAAGGCGAGGCAGCGGCCGGUGAAGGCGAGGCGGCGGCCGGCGAGGGCGAGGAAGCAAAGCUUGAAGGAGAAAAAGAACUUGUCGGUGCUUUCGGCACAGCUAUUCCACUUGAAGGAGGUGAUAUCAAACAAGAUGCAGUCUUCACCAAAUCGGCCACUGGUGCAUUUGAAUUCGAGUUUCAAUCAAAAGCCGCUGAUGAACUUACCGUCACCGAGAACAAGACACCCGCCGCACCUCCAGCUGGCUUUGUAGCUGUCGAACCCAGCUCGUUCCAAGUUGCGCUUGGCGUAAGCAAAGGAGCCGGUUUGACUUUGUCCAAGAUUGACUACAUCUUUGAUGGCACCAACGCAGCACUUGCCGCAAUGGAUUUGACACAAGCAAAGAUCGGAAAGCUCUGUGCAGAUACUGGCUCUUUCGUCAUUGAGGAAACUCUUGGAGAGCUUGAAUUUGAAGCCGAGGAGAAUGAGGUUACUUUGAACCUCAACAAGGAUGUCACUGCUGAGGGCGAGUGGGGUAUCUUCCUACCUGCAGCAGCUGCUGGGGGUGAAGCAGCUGCAGGUGAAGGAGAAGCCGCCGCAGGUGAAGGAGAAGCCGCCGCGGGUGAAGGUGAAGCCGCCGCAGGUGAGGCAGCUAAAGGCGAAGCAGGUAAAGGCGAAGCCGCCGCAGGUGGAGCCAACAAGAAUGAAACUGAAGCAGCGAAGCCCGCUGAGAAGCCAGCCGCCAAACCAGCUACUGAGGAGGCUGCAGGAGGCAAUGCGACAACAGAUGUCCAAGCUCUUAUCGAUCAACUCCGGAGUGGGAGAGCAUCAGUUCCAGGUUUCGUUGCACCUCCUAGACGCUGAAAGGCUUGAGAUCUGCUUGUAUUGUUCUUCUGUUUGUAGUGAAUAUCUAUUGGGUUUAAAGGAGAUUGGAAAGAGAGUUAAAACUUGAGUAGAGAAAAUAUUCUGGAAUCGAUAAUUAUCAUCAAAGCGUACCACUUUGAUGUCCAGAAGUUUCGUUUCCUUUCUUGGUUUGCUUGUGAUUAAUAUACCUGAAUGGGCGUCUCUGCAGAUUUCUGAUUCCAAAAUUGGAUGCAUCACACAUGUGAUCAUUUUCGCCGGUGUAUUGACGUUUCAAAUCAGGGAAAAUUAUCAAACAUGAAAAAG